This is a messenger RNA of Ylistrum balloti, 11446 nucleotides long. RefSeq lists its product as uncharacterized. Gene Ontology annotation, biological process: activation of GTPase activity. The record is from RefSeq and is a predicted model, not a curated record. Lineage: Eukaryota; Metazoa; Mollusca; Bivalvia; Pectinida; Pectinidae. The coding region runs from base 1 to 5175 and encodes 1724 amino acids. The transcript is spliced from 23 exons. Gene Ontology annotation, molecular function: protein binding; guanyl-nucleotide exchange factor activity.
AUGGAGAAUAAGUUUGGUGUUACUCUGAAAUCAACCGGCGCAGGAAAACCAACUGACCGGAACUUUAAACCUUCGUCUGUAACAACUUCUGGGGUUAAGAAAUCUAGCUACACAGGACCUCCUCCAAAGUUUACAGACCUCAAGGCUCGCUUUGAUGACGACAAAAAGGAACAGAAAACUUUUGGUUCCCUUGGGACCAAACAGAGCGACUUUGGCACUGAUUACUCAGCCAAGAAAAGCGCCAAUAGUACAAGUGACAAAGGAAAGUUAACCCAGCCUGCGAAGUUGGGAAAAUCUACGGAAAGUGGAUUUCAGAGGAAUGUUACGAGUCGAGGGUCAUUUGAACGAAAAACAAAGACGGAAGAAAAGGUGAAACAAGAUUUAGACGAUGAUGGUGACGGUGCACAGAUUGCUGUUGGGAAAGUUUUCACUCGCCAAAACAGUAAUACUUACACAGCUACAGUUGAAAACCGUAUCCAGAGACAAGGGUCAAGUGAUGACCCUGUGGACAAGGUCAGGGCGAGUAAUUUACUGACUGGACAACUAGCAAUGCUUAGAAUAAGGCCUGGUAGUGGUGGUAAAAAGGAUGAACAGACUACGUUCUCCAGUCAGACAGUAGAGAAAUCUAACAAUGGUUUUAGUAAGGUAGAAACCAAGACAACAACAGUUAGAAGUAACUUCAACACGAAGACCAAACCAUUCUCCACAAACUCAGGGAGUAGCAGUUCCCCUAAAUUCGCAAAGAAAUUUUCAUCAUCAAGUACGCCAAUGGAAUUUGGUCUCUCAUUUUCACCAAAGAAAGGUGACGAUAGUAAAACCAGUGACUUACAAAGUAAGACUGUUUCCUCACACAGUAGACAAUCUAGUAGUGAUUCCUUAGGGAGUUCUACCAACAGUCCUCGGUCAAACGCAUCAUCAGACCUUGUGCAAUUAGACUCGUCUUCAAUUAAAAAGUUUGAUUCAAUCCUUGGAACAGGAAAAUUAGAACAUCGAGGAAAUAGACUAGAAACCAAGACUGUUACAAAAACAGUGGAAACUGGAGCAAAAAGACCUGGUAGUCCCAGAACCAUAGUAACAGAAACCAAAAUUGUAACAACCAGUGUAUCGAAGAGACCAGGCUUAAAUAAAACAGUGAGUUCUCGUGAAGAGGUCACCACAUUCAGUACGAGUCAGUCAGAAAGUCACACUGCUAGACCAUGGGCAGGUAAAAAGGUGGAUGUUCUUAAGACAUCAAGUGAUGAUUCAAAGCCAGAAUGGCUUGAUAAAAGUAAAGACAUGAUCAACAAGUUCCAGACCAAAAUGAAACCAACGACAACAGACACUUUGGUUAAUACCAGUGAUAAAUCUGUUAUAAUGAAAUCUCCAACGCCUUACCAUAAACCUGUCGACAAGACUGUAAAACAGCUGACCACUCACAAAGGUAAACUGGGUAAAACCGAUAUAAACAGCAACAAAAUGACACCCGCUUGGGAGACCCGAGUUGUCACGUCGAGUCUUCAGCGGCGGUCAUCAGAUCUGUCUGAUACAGGAAGUGACAUCAGUAGUAGAAGUUCGAGUAGUUUACCCAGCAGCAGCGAUAUGUUAAAGAAGAAACAAUACACCAUCAAGAAAAUGGAACCGAGUAACUUCAAAAAGAUCAUGGGAAAUUUUGAAGAAAAGUGCAAGAGUGGAAGUACAACACCAGAACGAAAAUUAUCUGAUCCAAAACUCGAAUUUAAGAAACCUUUAUCGAGAGCCAAAAAUAUUGUGUUAGAACGCAAGAAUUCUUUUGAGUGUCCCCAGUCGCCACCGGUAUCUCCAAGGGAUGCAACUCUGUUAGUUCUGAAAGAAACUGGACCAAUACCUAAUGUGAAAAAAUUUGCAAAAGAGAUAAAUUCUGGCCGUGCGCGUGCCUUCAGUACAGGAAGUAUCAAGGAUUCUGGGAGUGAACACGAGUAUAAUGAUGCUUUUAGUCAGCAUCAUGGCAGGGAGUGGCCCGACAUGGAUCUCAGCAGUGAUGAAAGUGAGGCUCUGUAUGAGUUUAUAGGAGAACCAGGUGUUGGAGAUGGAGAUGGAAGAUCUCGUCAUAGUCGUAACAUGGCGCGACGACAUGGCCAGAAAAGUCCUGAUUUAGAUAGUGGGAAAGGGUGUCACAGACCUAGUUAUGAGGAGCAGAGUUCUUCUGACCUAGCAACAGAGGGCAGCAGCAGUAAGGACGGUACCCUGGAAAGCACUGAUGAUAAAGCUGUAGAAGGUGAUGUUGAGAAUGACUCUGACAGCAGUAAUUCAGGUAUCUAUGAACCAAUUGACCAGGACUGGGUGAACAAGCUCAAAGUAGAACAGCGUGAACAACCACCAGAACUUCCUGCAGACAGGAAGAAGAAAAAGAAAAAGAAAGAUGGCAACAAAUCUGGUGCUGCAGCCAUUGGAUCUAAACUGAAGAAGUUGUACAAUAAGCCAAAGAAAAGUGGAGAACCUGGUCUUACUAAGGUGGCCUCCGCUCCACAACUGUCAGAACAGUCCUCAUCUGGGGUGUUAAACAAACUUGGUGAUAAACUCAAAUUACUUACUGGUACCAAAAGUUCAGACCCCAAACUGGUGGCAGAAGCUGAAGUAGUGAUAUCUAGUAGUGAGUACGACGGUGAAGCCUACAACGAGGAAGACAGUAAUUGUAACAAUAUGAAUAUUCCAUUAGAGGACAUUGUGUAUAUAGAUUCUUCAUCUAGUAUUGAUCUGCAGGACUCAUCAGAACCCGAUAAUCGUAAUAAUUAUGAGGACACAGCACCACCUCUACCCCCAAGGGAGGUUUCCGAUGAGGAGGAGAGUGCCCCUAAACCCCCACCAAAGACUCGAUCUAGUAUGCUUAAUAAUAGUGAUGCUAAUAUAGGACUUGCACCAAUGCGACCACCCAAACGGAACAGUUCUCGUCCACAAUCUGAGGAUGAGGCCCCUACUCCUGCUCUGCCUCCUAGAAACCGUGUCUCCACCAAUGUAAAUCUAGAUACUGUUGUGCCAGUCACUCCAGGCCUGGUCACUUCUGCACACUCCACUGGUGAUCUCAGGAACCCAAAAGGCCAGUGGCAUGCCAGUAAGGACAGCUAUCUACAUGGACACCAUCAAAUGUCCAACAAGAACCUUGACCAUUCUGAUGGACCACCUGUGCCACCCCGUCAAAACAGUGGUGAGGAGAAUAUUUAUAUUGAAUGUGACAGACCAGGAGCACAGGAGAAAGAGGUGACAAAACGGCCGUUAGAGAAGAAAUUGUCGUCAUUAUACAUGAGAUCAAGUGAUGUAGCCAGUACACCAGAUAAAAGUCCGACCAGUCUGAAAACAAGCGUACCAUUACAAGAUAUCAUGAUGUUUCAAUCACAGUAUCAGAACACAACAGAUGACAACAUGUACCUCGACCUGAGAAAAGUUAAGAAUUUACACCGCGUGGUGGAGAAGUUCACCACCAUUGAUCCAGAGGAUGAGGACCAGCUAUACGGCACACUCGGGGAGCGCUACACACCAAAAAUUCAUGCUGCAGAGCCUCUUUAUCAAUAUUAUCACAAAAACAUGGCGUCUCGUGCCAGCAAGAAAUGUUCUGUGAUGCAUGCUGAAAGUGAUGAUGAAGAGGAUGAUGAGAGGAUUUAUGAGGCAUUAGAUGAUGUCAUCGAAACUCCAACGGAAACAAAAGUCGAUCGUGUUAAGGCAUCAACACUGGAGAUGUUUACCAAGAAAUCUGGAACUGCGAUGAGAGCUUUGUGGUGUGAGAUGCCUGAGGUCAAGGAGAGUGGUCUCUUAGAAAAAAUGUCAUCACAAGAACGAAAGAUUCAGGAGGCAACCUUUGAAAUCAUCACAUCAGAGGCAACAUAUCUUCGCAGUCUCAAUGUCCUGAUGAACACGUUCCUCCUCUCACAAGAAUUCUCUGCUGAACAUUCCGACCGCUGUGUCCUUACAAGACAGGAACGCCAUGUCAUUUUCUCAAAUAUUGGAUCCAUUCGGGACACCAGUGAAAGAUUUCUUUCGGCACUUGAGGCCAAAUGGCAGGAGUCAGUUCUAAUGGAAGAUAUCUCCUCUGUCAUAGAGAGCCACGCUAACGCAAAGUUUGAAUGUUAUGUCCGUUACUGUAGCAACCAGACAUUCCAGGAGCGACAAGUACAGGAACUCAUGAAGAAGCAAGAGUUUUCGGAUGCCAUCAAACGAAUGGAGAAUAGUCCUGAAUGUCAAGGUCUUCCAAUGAUGUCCUUCCUUCUCCUCCCGAUGCAGCGAAUCACUCGACUUCCUCUCCUAGUGGAUGCCAUCUGCCACCGUAUGGAGCCUGCCACCAAGCAACACAAGGGUGCUACACGAGCUCUUGAUGCACUCAACAAGGUCGUACGGAAAUGUAACGAUGGAGCUAAGAAGAUGCAGCAGACAGAACAAAUGUGUCGCUUGGUGCAAAAUCUGGAGUUCAAGGUCAAAGAAAUCCCACUUGUAUCUGCUUCCCGGUAUUUGCUUAAACAAGGGGAGCUAACUAGGGUAUUAACAGACACAUCAAGUCGACUUCCUUUACGGAAAGGGAAAACGAAACAAGCUGUAAACAUCUUCUUAUUCAAUGAUAUCAUCCUCAUCAGCAAAAAGAAAAGAAAUAGAUUCUCGUAUAGUUUCACGCCUCAGAACAUUAACGAUUUACUUAGCACACAAUAUGUUGUCAACGAUUAUGCUCCAAGAAAUGCCCUACAUGUUGAAACACUGGAUAAUACUGACAAAUCCCGGUACCUGCCGCAGGGAGCUCCGAGUGGAUGUAAAAAUCUCUUUGUUGUUGUCUUGUUGGAGAAUCAUGAACAGAAACACACGGAACUCAUCUUAUCCUGCAAAUCUCCGAGUGACAGAACACGAUGGAUUGAUUCUCUCAGUCCAUCAGCAAAGGAAAAUGACACAGAGAAAAUCUACGAAGAAUGGGAUUGUCCUCAAGUACAAUGUACAACCAAGUACACAGCUACAGAGCCUGAUGAAUUAAGUCUUGAAGAAUCAGAUGUCAUCAAUGUAUUCAAGAAAAUGGGCGAUGGUUGGUAUGAAGGGGAGAGAAUUCGCGAUGGAGAGAGAGGCUGGUUUCCUGCUACCAGCACCACAGAAAUUGUCAACUCGCAUGUCAGGGCACGAAACUUACGUCUGCGAUACAGACUGUUAUUGGCAUCACAGGACUACGGUGAUGUGUACUCAACAGCAUGAUCAAGAUCUUAAAAAGCUUUAAAAUUACACUGUACGCAGUGAAAACAAGCUUUUCAGUGAAAAUGAUUCACCUCCAGAUCAUUUGACUUGACAAUCAUAAAUAUUGACAUUGAAGAAUGAGAUUCACAUCAAAGUUUUUUCGUCCUCAGGAUUUUUUUCGUGGGAUUGUAAAGAGAAAUAUGCAUUAAGACAUCCUUUAAAUUUCCCCAGAGGAUUCCGAUGGAGACAGAAAUACUCCUGAUAAAACUGCUGUAUUGUUUUCCUUUCUCCAAGUAGAAUUUUUACAGGAUGGGACUUACUUGGAUAUCCGCGAUGUCAACUUUUGUUGGGUAUAAUUAUAUAAGCCUUUUGUAUGUGUGUGUAUGAAAAAACACUGGAAUAUAUGGAAGUGUCAGGAGAAUGACCAAUGUUGAGAAUUGGUCUUUUCUUGUUCAGAACUCACUUGUGAAGGAGCUGGACAAAGACACGUUAGAAAAUUGUUUACAUGUUGUAUACUCCUAAUGAUCACAGAACUUACUGAAUAAUUUCACAGACACAGAAAUGUCAACAAUUAUGGGGUAUGACUGAGAUUUGAUUACAGUACUGUUUGGUGAAUUUUAACGGCUAUUUAUCCAGAGUAACAACGGGAAGAACAUUUACUGUAGUAUCAAUCAUUCAACAGAAAAAUGCUGGCAUUUUUCUAAUGAAACAUUAAAAUAUUAAAAUUUCCUACAUUUGGGAGUCAAAUUCAUUCCAACAUUAUUGUACUGCACUAUCAACUUUUGGGAGUGUGUGAGUAGAUAGUACUUCUGUUUAGAAAACAGUGUUUUGUGAUGAAACUGAGCUGGGGCAUUCACUUAUGAAAGCUAGCUUUCUAUCUACAAUAUGUAGGUCUUGAGUUCAAAUCCUGUUGUUUCCAUUACAAUGUUUUACAUUUACACAAAAUAUUGCCAAAACAUAUAGAGUAUAAUGUGUUCUGUGUAAUCUCACAUUUUAAUGAAGUUUCUGAUGGAAACAGGUGUGACCUAGGUAUACUGCUAAACUAUCUAAAGCUUUCAGCAUUACAUAGACGAUGUGAUAUUUUAUAUUAUACUUCUUAUAAAAAAUAGAUAAAGGAAGUCACAGCGAUGAAUAUCAGUCAUUUGAAUACAAUUUGUACUGAUGAGCUGAUGACUUUACUUUCCUAACAGCGUUCAUCAAAUCAUUUUAACUGUCAUAGAAGACAGUUUUCCCAGGAGACAUUUUUUUUAUAAUUUUAAACCAGAAAUUGAUGAAGAAUGACUCAGUGUCUGGAAGAUAUAUAUCACUGCCAUACAAUGAUAGUAAGAUGUUGUAGUAGACAAGGUUGUCUUCCAAUAACACUUAGAUCACAAAUUGUCUGAACUCCUUAAUGAAGUGUUGUAUAUGUCUCUGUAGAUAAAUUGGUGACACUUAUUCUCAUCACUUUGAAAAUGAUUUUUGUUCUCUCUUAACCAGGCAAUAUCUCGUUAAAUUCAUUUCUUAUCAGCACAGGUGCUUUACAUAUUUUGUAAUUGAAAUUAUAUUUGAACAUAUCACAAGUUUAUUCCAAUAUCAAGUUUCUUGUACAUGUACCUGGUGUAUUGAGUAUAUAACACAGGGGAAUGUCACAUAUAGGAACCAAGUCUGUUGCUACUACAACCAUGGUACUGUAACAGCCCCCAGUAAUUACACAGUUAUGUCCCUUGAGGUGUGACUGGUAACUCAUUAUCAUACCUUGGUAUUAGCUGGAUUUCCAUACUGCAAAUUGUUUUGGUUUUAAACAUUUUUAAUGCAGCAAUUCAACAUUGGUUAAAUGAUGACUUUAAAUUACUAAUAAUUAGCAUAUAUCAUGUUAAUUUGAGGUCCACUUCAAGUUUGAUUUAUAAACUUUUCAUAUAUAUUUUGCUAAAUGAUUUGAAUUAUUUUUGUAUUCAUAUUUAAACAGGUAAAGUUUUUCAAGUUGUAUUAUUACAAUGAACUAUAAUAUUUUAAAGUUGUAUGAUAUACUUCACUAUAACCAUUGCCAGAGCUGACGGUACACAAUCCAUGAACAACAAUGAUUAUAUGUAUGUUAUCCCGCCAAGAGUUUGGACUUAGUGGUUGGAAAUAUUUCAAUGAAUGUUAUUCAUGAUGAAUUUUCUUAAAUAAAUUCCAUAAUACUUAAAAAGCAACAAGCUAAUUAAUGUGAUAGACUCCUGUUCUACACAAUAUCUAUAGAAAUGAUGAAAGUGGUAAAAUCACAACAUUCAAUUUGAUACCAUCACUUACACUAUCACAUUGUAAAUUAAAAAUAAUAAAUUAAAUGUGUGGAAUGUUUGGUGACAGAGAAAGAACCAUAUAUCUAUAGUAUCAAAGUUUUCUCUAAGGUUUGUUUCAUUGCGGCCAAGACAGACCCGCCAAAAUGGAUCCUAAGACAACUAAUGUAAGAUCCUAAUGUUAAAACUCACUGCAUCGUUUGUAAUCAGUUAGCACAGGUGUCUGACAUAGAUUAUUCUCCAGAAACAGGAUAUAUCCAUUUGAAACAUAUCUAUAUAUGAUUUUUGUCAGUUUUAAUAUUUCUUUAUAAUUUGGUUUUACUUUAUUUUUCAAAUGUUACUUCAUUUUUUUUAAAAAUGUAUCACAUUUAUUUUGUCUGAGAUAGAUGAUUUGAAAAAUGUGUAGUAUCUGAAAACUGCUUUAUUUUGAAUAUGAACUGAUUUGAUGUUGCAUUCAAUGGACAAAGAUAAGCUUAUUUCUGAAGUAAAAAUAUUUUCUUGUAUUAAUUUUUUUUAAUUGAUUGAUGAUUUAACAUAUAUCUAUAAUCAUAUGAUUGAAUAUUUUAUUACUGCUAAAAAGAUAUAUAAAUAUUCAUAUGCAAUGCUGUAUGGUGCACUUUAUCUACUGACUCUAGAAAGGAUAUGCAAAUUUAAAUGCUUUUAUCAAAUAUCUGAGGAAUUGACAGGUGAUGUUGUAAUAUUAAAGUGACUUAUAUCUCAGUAUGUUGAUAUGAUAAGGAUUAUCUGUCCAUUGUCCUCACACCAAGGCUUAAACUACUGAGACUCACAUACCUAUAGAUCCCACUGAUCUUCUUACGUAAAAUAUCAAAUGUGGAUCUUAAACCUACAUUUAUAAACUCUGUUCAACAAGAAACAAAGAUUAAUGUGCACUCUGCUGAAAUAUGUUAUACAAACUUACACUAUAGAUAUUUGUAUAACUUACUUUGAUUGAGAACUUGUAUAAUGGGAGGUAGUAUGACAGGUAAAUGUAUGUGUGGUAACACCUGAUUAAUUACUAGUGGAAUGUAAGAUUUUACUCUUUAUAAAAUUGAUUUUGUCAUUUUUUCCUGAACAUUUAAAACGGAGCCAGAGAAUGAACAGACAAAAAUGUAACAAAGGUUGUUCACUGUUCUCAUUGUAUUCUUUAGUAAUUUGUAUACAUCUGAAAAAAUAAACAGAAAGUGAUGUUCACCAGACUUCUGUGGGUGAUAUUUCCAUAUCAAUCUUUUGUUCAGUGCAUUGGUAGUAAACACAAUCAGUAAUUUGAAUUAAAUAAACAUAAAUUAUCUAUACAGGUGUGUCUUUUGAAUUAACUUUUGAUAUCAUAUGCUUUGAUUCAUUUUAAAUAUGUAAUUUUAUUCCAGAAUAAAAUUUUAUCAACUUAAUUUAAAUAAGACCUCUUGUUUCACUUCAUACCUGUUGACAGAUGAUAAGGUACAGAGGGCAAAGUGGUUUGAAUAUAAUUAGCUUGAGAGUUCAUAGUUCUGAUAUUGCACAACUAAAAAUGUUGUUACCUUUAAUUGUAAAAAGAAUUAAAGGUGAGUAUCCUUGUUAAAAAUGUCACUUAUUUAAUUUUCUGAUUUCAUUAAUGAUAUUCGUGUGAUGUGACAAUAUACAAAUUUGAUUAAGAAAAGAAUUGAAAUGUAUUGCUAUCUAAAUUGGUAAUAUAUACCAACAGGUAUAUGACUGUUUCAGUGUUAAUUCAUAGUUGUCACACCGGUUCAGUGAACUACACAAAUAUGUAUCCACCUUCCAGCUGAGUGGUAGUAGGUCUGUUUAUAAAGCUUAAGACCAGUACAGAAUCCUUUAUGAUAUUUCUCAAUCCAAACUUGAGAUCUUGUUGCUGUGAUUAUUUUGUAUAUUAAAUAUAUUACAUGUAAUACUGUAUGUACAAUGCUACCAAGUGAUUUCUUUGAUUUCAUGUCCUGUUAUAAUUUUAUUUCUAUUUUGAUAAAAGAAAUGAUUAUACUUCUGUUUUUUGUAAAGGUGUCUUUUAUUACUGUAAAAAUCUAUUAUUUAAGUCUAUGGUUUUGAGGAUAUCUGUUAUAUUUCUCCCGGGAUCAAUGUUUCACUGAGAAGUUCAUUGUUAAAGCAAUAUUGUUACUUUCUGUUUAUUGUUUCAUUGUCAAGGUCAAAUUUUCACCUUCAUGAAAACUUAACAAAUUUUUUACUUACCAAUAUAAAUUUCAUGCCUGUUCUUAGGAGAAACAUAUCAUGUUGUACAAUAAGAUUUUGUCUGUACUACGAGAUCUGACAUUAUGUCUGCUUCUGAAGAUAAAAGAUAUGAUCAUUGUCUGUUUUAUAAUAUCCUGACAUUUUCUCUGAUUUUAUGAUAAAAGCAUUAUGUAUUAUGAUAUAAAUAUUGUCUUUUUGGUAAUGAAUUACAUCUUCCUUGGUUUUUAUCAUAAGAUUGUGACAUUCUGUAUAUUUAGUAAUGAGAUUUUGAGAGACCAAUGUUUUAUAAGAUACAGAUAUGUUGUAUACUAAGAUUCAAACUGACGUUUUAUGAUGAAAGUUAGACUUUAUGUCUUGUGUUACGUUCUUUGCUUUAUGUCCUAUGAUAGAUCUAGACAUAAUGUCUUACUAUAGGAUCUAGCAUUAAUGUUUUAUGACAAGGUCUAGGCUUAAUGGCUUACGUUAAGUUCUAUAAUUUAUGCCCUAUGACAAGAUCUAGACAUAAUGUCCUAUAAUAAGAUCUAGGCUUAGUGGCCUUAAGAUCUCUACUUUAUGUCUUAACAUAAGACCUAGACAUGACGUCUUAUGAUAACAUCUAGGCUUAGUGGCCUUAAGAUCUAGACUUUAUGUCUUAACAUAAGACCUAGGCAUGAUGUCUUAUGAUAACAUCUAGGCUUAGUGGCCUUAAGAUCUAGACUUUAUGUCUUAACAUAAGACCUAGGCAUGAUGUCUUAUAAUAAGAUCUAGGCUUAGUGGCCUUAAGAUCUAGAAUUUAUGUCUUAGCAUAAGACCUAGGCAUGAUGUCUUAUAAUAAGAUCUAGGCUUAGUGGCCUUAAGAUCUAGAAUUUAUGUCUUAACAUAAGACCUAGGCAUGACGUCUUAUGAUAACAUCUAGGCUUAGUGGCCUUAAGAUCUAGACUUUAUGUCUUAACAUAAGACCUAGGCAUGAUGUCGUAUAAUAAGAUCUAGGCUUAGUGGCCUUAAGAUCUAGACUUUAUGUCUUAACAUAGACCUAGGCAUGAUGUCUUAUGAUAACAUCUAGGCUUAGUGGCCUUAAGAUCUAGACUUUAUGUCUUAACAUAAGACCUAGGCAUGAUGUCUUAUGAUAACAUCUAGGCUUAGUGGCCUUAAGAUCUAGACUUUAUGUCUUAACAUAAGACCUAGGCAUGAUGUCUUAUAAUAAGAUCUAGGCUUAGUGGCCUUAAGAUCUAGAAUUUAUGUCUUAACAUAAGACCUAGGCAUGAUGUCUUAUAAUAAGAUCUAGGCUUAGUGGCCUUAAGAUCUAGAAUUUAUGUCUUAACAUAAGACCUAGGCAUGACGUCUUAUGAUAACAUCUAGGCUUAGUGGCCUUAAGAUCUAGACUUUAUGUCUUAACAUAAGACCUAGGCAUGAUGUCUUAUAAUAAGAUCUAGGCUUAGUGGCCUUAAGAUCUAGACUUUAUGUCUUAACAUAAGACCUAGGCAUGAUGUCUUAUGAUAACAUCUAGGCUUAGUGUCCUUAAGAUCUAGAUUGAAUGUCUUAUGUGAAGAUACAGGCAUGAUGUGGUUUGUUCAGAAACAAAGAUUUUAAAGACAUAGACAUAAUGUUUUAUGAGAAGAUGCAGUCAUGAUGUUGUAUAGUUAGAUAUAUAUAUAUUAUGAUUUAAGAUGCAGACUUAAUGUUUUAUGUUAAGAUACAGACAUAACGUCUUAUAAUCAGAUGCAUACAUUAUGUUUGAUGAUAAGAUACAGGAGUUAUAUGGUAAGAUAUCUUGUGUUUUAUGAUGAUGUCUACCUUACUACCUUUGUGUGCCAUUCUCAGUUCCUUCCUAAUCACCUUGUUCAUGUAUACAACUUAUAUCAUAAAGAUAUUGUACAACAAAA